UAAAUGGAUAACAAAUUAUGACUUCGAUGGUCAAUUGAGUGCGAACUCAUUAAACAAACUCAAACAAUCGAUUAUUGCCAAACAUGGUGCAAAUAAAAAGAAUAAAGAUGGGUAUCAUUUAAUAGUGAAAUGGGAAUUGGAAGCAGAAAAAAGAAAAUGUGGACAAAUAAAAGAAAAAUUAAAGAACAAAAGGAGCGAAGAAAAGUCCGUCUCCAAAGAGAGCCUUUUAUUGCACAGACGAGAAGAUGAUGAAACUUCAGUAGCGCGGCCUCGCUUGAGAGCCGUGCCCGAGGAGGGGGUGGAUUCAGAUGAGAAAGAUGAACAAAUUGUUAGGAGAAGUACUGUGGAGCGCGAGCAAUUGUACCCACAAUUGCCGGUCGUAGAUGACCCUCCAAAAUAUAGUGAUUUUGCUCACGCCAUGGUUACGCGGAGCCGCGUAAAAGCGGAAGCUCCCUCUCCAUCGGCCCCCGUAGCAGACGGCAGCCCGAACUACAUGGGCGCAGGAGUAACCGAGGCCUACCCAAUGAUUCAAGUGGCAAACCCCCAUGAUGACGGAGGGCCCACUAUUUUAGUCUACAGAACGUGGACUCAUGCUGAUGUAAAAUCAGCCACUGAGGGAAUAGCAUUGCCGUCUGAAGAUGUUGAGCAAUAUUGUACUGACAUGAUGCAACUCAUUGCUUCUUAUAAUUUAAGAGGAGAUGAGGUGCAACAAGUUUUUAUGGCAACCUUGACCAAAGACUGGGCCAGUGUCAAGGGCAAUUGGGAUCCUUUUGAUGAAAAUGGCCGCCCAUUGGAAUAUAAUGGGCUGCCAUUGAGAAAUCAAAUUGAGCAACUUUUGGGCAGGAUAAAAACUAAAUUUCAACGAAGAGCAAAUUAUGCAGAAAUUGGUCGAACCAAACAAAAAGAGGAUGAAUUGUUUGAAGAUUAUAGACACAGAUUGGAGAAAGUGUUCAAAGCCAAUAGCGGCUUGGAACCUGGAACUGAGGUUUACAACCAGCAGCUCAAAAAUGCUCUACAUACAAAUUCGCGACCAGCAAUCCAAAACUGGGUUGUGAAACAUAUGAUCACUUUCCCUACUUCCACACUGCCACAAUUUAUUGAUCAUGCCAUGCAUGCUGAGAAAGUUGUUAAUUUGAAAAAAGGAAAAGAAAAAGGGAAAGUGGCUACCAUCUUUUUUGCUGAUAAAGACUCACAUGAUGCAUUUUAUCAAAACAAAACUUUUGAACCUUACCAGAAGAAGCAUGGUCGUGGAAACUUCCGCGGCAAGGGCAGAGGAGGCUACCGGCAUGGUGCUCUCGGUUAUGGCCCGACAGGUCAACCGAAGCAACCUAGCACUCAGCCUCCUGUCUGCUGGGCGUGCGGCAAGGAGGGCCACAUAGCAAAAUAUUGUCCGGACCCCCAUAAAAGCGGGGCUGACCCUCCCUUGUGACUAACCGACAGUCAGCAUGGAACUGAAGGAGCUGUUUUGACAACAGCUCCCCCUAUUGAUGCAGAUUUGAACAUUCAGGACUUGUUGAUGAACAAUGUAGAGAAACCUGUGAUAACUUUGUUUGUGAAUGGUACUCCCAUUACCUUUUUGUGUGAUUCAGGAGCGUGCAUCACUACUUGUCGCGACAUUCCUGCGGAUGUGCGAGAAGGCGGGAGAUCCUUUUGGGUGAGGGCAGCAAAUGGAAUGACAACUCCAGUUCCUCAGUCUCAUCCAGUCUGGAUACGGGACCCUGAAGGAGGAAGUUGUUGCAUUCCUGUCUUGCUGAUGCCAAAUUGCCCUAUUAACUUGCUUGGAAGAGAUGCUCUCACUGCUCUUGGUCUUUCUCUAGUAUCUCUUGAUGACAAAAUCGUUGUCAAAAGGCGUCACCAAUUACAAAUAUUUGGUCAAUUUCAUUGCUACUAUUUUUAUUCAUUGGAUUUAAUUGACCCCGAGGUGAGACAAUUUGGGUCUCCUCUUUUGGCACGGGCCAGAAGCCUUUUGCGAUGCCCUGAGCAGGCAAUGGAACCAAACGACUUGCACGUGACCUUGUGGCACAAGGACACGCCCGGUCCUGACCAAAGCUACGAAGCCAUGCUUAAGGCUGCUACGCCUAUCAUCUUGAGAGCAGCUUUCCUCUUACAUGAUGGUGAAAGCCGCGCUUGUGUAGUCAUGCAGCCAGCUCCCUCUAGAAUCGAAAAUUUACACAAGACGGCCACCCCGCUCCAUAUCUCUUUGUUCCGACCUUUUUCAUCCACAUGGCAAAGCGUGGGAUUCAUGGCCAAAGACGGAUUGGCUGCCCUUGACUGGACUCGAGAUAGUUCUGGUGUUCUUUACAGUCCUUCUACCAAGCUUUUCAGAAGUGUCUUGAACCACAUCUUUUUCCUUUCUUGUGGUGUGCAUGCUAAAACUUGUUCUGAGAAAGCACCCUCAGCUUGACAUUUUGUGUUGUCACCAGGAGAUGAGCAGGUCCUCGCUGAGGUCCCGACUGAUCUCUGGUCAACAGGGCCCUCUGACGUUGGGUUGGUGAAAGGUGCACUUCCUGUUGUUAUUAGACCUAAGACUGAGUACCGACCUUGUGUGCGACAGUAUCCAUUGAAACCCGAUGCCCUGCAAGGCAUCGCACCUGUCAUUUCGGAUUUACUAAAAGCUGGUGUCAUUAUUCUCUGUCCUGAUUCUCCUUGUAAUACUCCGAUUUUUCCUGUGAAGGAAGCGCCUCCUUCUGUCGGGUGGAGAAUGGUGCAAGAUUUGCAAGCAGUGAACAGCGCCGUCAUUCAGAGGGCACCUUGUGUCCCUGACCCACACACCUUGUUGAAUUCAUUAACGCCUGAUGCAAAGAUAUUCUCAGUAAUUGAUAUUAGCAACGCUUUCUUCUCUGUUCCUGUUGCUGAAGAAAGCCAGUUUUGGUUUGCAUUUACUUAUGCUGGCUCGAGGUACACCUUUACCAGACUGCCCCAAGGGUACUGCGAAAGCCCAACUAUCUAUUCGCAGGUACCAGGUUACUGGCCUCCUGGCUCCAGUGAAGAAGCUGUGUUUUUUGCUGAGCGUAUAACUUUAAAGAACCAAGGCUCAAGCCUUCUUUUGACCGUUACACUCCCUGAUGACACGAUUCGGCCCCCUCACGCUACCCUGCUCAAUACUUCCUGUUGGGGUUUUCAGUUGUGGGCUUGGUCCUCUGGGAGGGAUCCUCAGUUUCCUAUUGUAAUUUGCGUUAACAAAACUAUGCGGGGCGCUGACAGUCCCGUGUUGAGCGACUUUUCCAAAACAUCUGGGGCAGUGAUUACGAGCGUGGCCCUCACCGAUGUAGACAGUCACUUUGUGGCCUCCACAGGUAUGAGUGGCCAGACUAACAAUUGGCUCCUCAUGGCCGAGCAAGCUGCUAAUGUGACUAACACCAGUUGCGUUGUGUGUAUGGGCCCACGGCCCCUCUUGAGAAUCAUUCCCGCAAGUGUAGCUCCUGAGUGUGCGAUUUUUGUGAUGUCUACCCCUUCCAUUCCGUCUGCUCAUCCUUGCUCCAGUUGGGACAAGGUCUAUCCCGUUUCCUCCUUGGCAAAGUCCAAACCCCUUUUUUCCACUGAUGUUGCUAAAGGUAAUUUCACGUGCAUCAAGUUGCCCGGUACCGGCGCAAGCCUAGGCGUUUUGUCAGCUCCUUUGUGCACUUCCCUGUUCUAUGGCGCUGCCUUUUUCUCACCCAUCGCUCGUAGUGAUAUUUGGUUUUGGUGCAACACUGACAAACUUUAUGAUAGUCUCCCUUUUAAUAGCUCUGGUACUUGCGCUUUGGUGACCCUUUUGCUUCCCGUUUUGUUAAUGCCCGCGGCUCCUCAUGAGCUAGAAAUUUUUGUUGAUUCUUUUGUGCCCCGGCCCUGGUCGAGGGCUGAGCGGAGCGCCGAGUGGCAAGGCGCGGCGGAUCCGACCUAUAUAGAUGCCAUUGGAGUUCCCAGAGGAGUGCCGGAUGAGUAUAAGCUGGUGAACCAGAUAGCAGCUGGUUUCGAAUCCUCCAUUUGUUGGUGGUGCACCCUUAACAAAAAUGUUGACAGGAUCAAUUACAUCCACUACAACGUGCAGAGGCUUGGAAAUUGGACCGAGGCGGGCUUCAGAGCGGUCCACUCCCAGCUGGCCGCGACUUCCCUCAUGGCUUUCCAGAACCGGAUGGCCCUUGACAUGCUACUCGCUAAGGAGGGCGGUGUCUGCGCCAUGUUCGGUGAGCAAUGCUGCACUUUUAUCCCAAAUAACACUGCAGCCGGCGGAAGCCUGUCCCUGGCCCUUGAGGGUUUGAGGACCUUGAAUGGGAAGAUGAAGGACCACAGUGGUGUGAACACGGAGGUUUGGAACAGCUGGCUGAAUGUGUUCGGCAAGUACCGCACCCUGGUUUCCUCGGUCCUUGUCUCCCUUGCCGUUUUUUCUGCUGUUUUGACCUUGUGUGGAUGUUGUUGCAUUCCGUGUCUCCGGUCCCUAAUUAAUAAAUUGAUUACGACUGCUAUCUCUCCGCCGGCUGACGCUUUUCCGUUGCUCCCUGAGAACGACUCUGAGCUCCCACGACCCCCGAGUUGUCGUCUUAGCAUUGACUCCAUUGAUGAGGCCCCCGCUGUGGACCUGUCCGACCUUUUUCCUGAGUCCGACGUUGUCUGAUUGGCUUCGGUCGCCUCCCGAGUGUAAAUUUGUUCUUAUGACGUAUGAUCCUGCGGCUGAAAAUCUUUUGAAGUAGCCUUUGGGUGAUUUGAGGGUCUCUGAGAACUUAUGAUAAACAGGGGGGAAUUGUUGGAAAAUUGUAUAUAUAUGUUAUCAUGCGUUCUCUUUUAUUUACGUUAUCAUGCGUUCUCUUUUAGUUUUCAUAUUACUAUAUUACAGUAAAAGAUGUCUUGUUAGAUCUACCGUUAGAUUAGAUUAGUGCGUACGUGCGUUCGUUCCGCUUUGCUGUUCUUAUGUUCACCACAGAAAACCACAUCAGCCAAGGUGUGAGGUCUUGUCUCGGCCAGCGAGAGACAGCGGCAACGGCAUUGUGUCAGUCUUACUCAAGUGGCUGACUCGGCACUUCACACCCUCAAGAGAUGGAGCGCUGGGAGCGCCCCUGAUCCCUGCUGAUAAGACUGUUUUCAACCCAUUAAACUUGAUGAACUUUGUUUGCUCUUUCCUGUGUCGCCACAUCAGUAUAACGUUUGCAGUAAUCUACACACACCAGAAGUUUCCUGCGCUUACCAAAAGCAGAAACCGUUUGCGCUUCCCCCUACCCUUAUUUGGUUUCUGCUACACAUGUGAUGAGGGCAAUCCCCAAAUAAAGAGAGCAAGGAUGCAGACAGACUUUAGUGUAGGUUGGGCAUUGUAAGCUGUCUGUACUGCACUCCUUGCGCAAGCUACGACUCAA
This is a messenger RNA of Syngnathus typhle (broad-nosed pipefish), 5327 nucleotides long. RefSeq lists its product as uncharacterized. Gene Ontology annotation, molecular function: nucleic acid binding; zinc ion binding. The transcript has 2 exons. The record is from RefSeq and is a predicted model, not a curated record. The coding region runs from base 419 to 1429 and encodes 336 amino acids. NCBI's taxonomy places the organism in Eukaryota, Metazoa, Chordata, Actinopteri, Syngnathiformes, Syngnathidae.